Molecule: messenger RNA, 747 nt
Organism: Hyaloscypha bicolor E
Lineage: Eukaryota; Fungi; Ascomycota; Leotiomycetes; Helotiales; Hyaloscyphaceae
Exons: 4
Coding region: 60-563 (167 amino acids)
Source: RefSeq, a predicted model, not a curated record
ACAAAGACAAUCUCGUGAGAGAUCUGAUACAAUAAAAAUAUAACAGGGUCUUUCGUGUGAUGAUGAAAGGGAGCCCCGGCACAGGACGGACGCUUGCCAUCGAACUUCUAGCAGAACAUCUCAGCUGUCCAAUGCUCAUUAUCAAUGUCGAUGACAUUGACAACAAUGACAGAGGCGAUACUUCACAUAUUCUAUUUGACUUAGCCCUGCGUUGGCAGGCUUUUAUCAUUGUGCAAGACACAGCGCCGAUCAUUGAUAUGACAACAGACCAGUCGGCAUCGAAGGCAGUCGCCCUCACUCGAGUCUUAGAGUGGUCACAAGGUAACUCAAAGGAUGAAAUUGACCCCCAAUUCUCCAAUUACAUUGAUCUGAUAGUUACUACACAAUUUGGCCUCACUGAUGUGCAGAGUACGAGUAUUUGGAAAAUGUUCCUAAAUCAGCUACGACCAGAGGCUGUGCUUGACAUAACAGCAAUUUACACUGCUAUCGAAGAUGUGUUUACGAUAUAUCCACUCAAUGGAUCACAAAUCAGGAAAGUUGUCCGCACGCAGCGUGUCAAAUGAUUUAGUUUGAUUUGAUUAUAGCCUCUGAAUCAAAUCAAAUCAAGUCAAAAUUUGCUGAAUCAAAUCAUAAUCAACUAUAAUUAACUAUAGUUAAUUAUAAUUAAUUACCCUUGAUUUUUUUUUGACACACUGUCCGCACGGCACUCGAAACAUCCAGCUCGGAGCAUAGGAAAUUGACUGAACA